Messenger RNA from Leptinotarsa decemlineata (Colorado potato beetle), 1336 nucleotides. RefSeq names its product serine palmitoyltransferase 2. Gene Ontology annotation, biological process: ceramide biosynthetic process; sphingosine biosynthetic process. Lineage: Eukaryota; Metazoa; Arthropoda; Insecta; Coleoptera; Chrysomelidae. The record is from RefSeq and is a predicted model, not a curated record. Gene Ontology annotation, cellular component: serine palmitoyltransferase complex. Gene Ontology annotation, molecular function: pyridoxal phosphate binding; serine C-palmitoyltransferase activity.
AAAAUAGAAGCAAUAAAAGUCUGUAGGUUGUUGAAGAUUGAAAUAGUACUUGUGCGGUCAACACAUUUUCAAUAACUAAUACUUCAAUUUAUUGAAAUAAAGGUGAGAUUUUUUUAGAAACAGGAGGAUAAUGAUCGAAUUGAUUAUUAUUGGAAGUACAUUGUUGAUUAAAAAAUUGUAACAAUGUAGCUACGUAUUUAAAAUCUGAAGUUGCUGGAAGCCCAAACCAUACUAUAGCCCGUAUAACAGUUUCAAGACUAUAUUCUGGCAGACCAUUGAUAUUUUUUGUGUCAAAAACAGAUUUUCAGUAUAUCUUCGAAUAAGGAAUACUCAAACAAAAUCACAAUUUCGAUUUUUUUAUGAGCAGGUUACUCUGCCACAGUACAAUAAACUCCCUCUUACUUCUCAGGUGGACCACUUGGUACUGUGAUAUCUUUACCAAUAGCUGGAUUGAUAUCAGAUUCCUCUUUCGGGUGGCCUGUUGUUUUCUAUGUGUACGGAGCUUUGGGAAUGCUAUGGUCAGUGGUUUAUUUCUUUUUGGGGUCCAACUCUCCAUCUCAGCAUAAAUCUAUCUCAGCGGAAGAGAGAAAGUACAUAGAACACGGAGUACCAAAUGAGAAUAUGGAGAUUCACAAGAGAACUGUCGUAGGCAAUUGUAGCAAACAUCCCAACCAGUUUCAUGAAAAGGAAUCCUUCGAACCUCCAACCUUUAUGGUACUUUUUCUAACGCAAAUUAGUUUUUACAUUCUCAUGUUCCUCGGCUAUAUCAGUCAAGAACUUUUUCCUCCCAAAAACACCAAAGAGAAAAACCGGGAUGGCUACCAGCCCCUUUUCGAUAAUUUUUCCACUUUUUUCUCCAGAUACGUUUACAGGCGGGUAAGGGAUUGUUCAAACUAUCCGAUUUGUAGCGUGGCAGGUAACGAGGUGACACUGAAAGAACGCGUCACCAAGGAUAGUGGAUGGACAUUCGAAUUCACGGGUUUGGAAAAAAAAUGUGUCAAUCUUGGUUCGUUCAACUACUUGGGAUUCGCCGAACAAUCAGGUCCUCAUCUGGAGGCAGCGAUCGCAUCAAUAUAUAAAUACGGCAUCAGCACUGGGAACCCCCGACAACGGUAUGGCUCUUGCGAACUCCACAACCAAUUGGAACAGAUGACAGCAGAGUUUUUGGGAGUCGAAGAUGUCAUUACGUUUGGCAUGGGAUUCGCUACUAAUUCUCUCAACAUUCCUACCCUUCUUUCGCCAGGCUGCUUGGUUCUCAGCGACGAAAAAAAUCACAAUAGCAUUAUUCUUGGUAUGAGGUUGGGAGGCGCCACCAUCAGAGUAUUCAAACACAACA